This is a messenger RNA of Poecilia reticulata (guppy), 1246 nucleotides long. The record is from RefSeq and is a predicted model, not a curated record. Lineage: Eukaryota; Metazoa; Chordata; Actinopteri; Cyprinodontiformes; Poeciliidae.
CACAAGAAGAAAAAAACAAGCGAGAAGAAGAAUCUUUUGCAUAACAGCUGAUGCAUUGCUAUAUCAUUUUUUUAAAGCUGUCUUUCAUUUAUUUACGAUGCUUUUAGACUAAAUAAAUGUUAGUGUAAGGCAGUGAUUGAUUAGAAGCGAUAGAGCCUCUUGGUGUGAGAAUAUUGACGGUAACCCUUUCAGAUGGAUGUGAGCAUAGCCGUGUCUCUGAUCCGGGGUCAGAUGGGCACGGUGGUGGAGCGAGCAGUGAACACGGCGGUGGAGACGGUGCUGGCCGAGAUGCUCAAAGUGGUUGGUGUGAAGUUCGAGGAGCUGAAGGCUCAGGUGGUGGUGAUGAAGAGGGACGUGAUGGCGCUGCAGAGGGAGAAGGCCCUGAAGGAGAAGGAGAACGACAACAUCCGAGCUAAGCUGCGCUACACCGAGCUGAAGCUCAAGUACUACAGGCAGGGAGUGGAGGAGGAGCUGCAGCAGAGGGCGUCGGCCUCCGCGCUGAUCCACAUCCAGCCGCCCGCCUUCACCCGCGUGCAGAGGGGCAAGGYAGAGCUGCCUGUGCCCUGUCCAGCUCACAAAUCUGCGGAGGAAGUACUGUUCAGCAGCAGCCAAGAAUGCACCUCGUCAGAUAGCACAAGCAGACGAGCAGUCAGAGUUUGCUGUCCUUCAGACGCGACGAGCUCCGACUCAUCGGACCUGCUGCUUCCACUCACACUCACCGUGGGCGAGUCUGUGGACAGCAGCGCAGUUUUAUUUCAUCACUCGGUGCAUGAUGGACCUCAGAGGGAGGAUGUGGACCAGGUGGAAUGGGCCAUCACCAUGCAGCCUCCAGCAGAACGAUGUGCCGAGGCUCCUGAUUCCAUUAGGACCCUGACGCUGUUGUCAGGGCAACAGCCAGCGCCUGUCGCACUGUCCCUAGAUGUUGACAGCUCCAUGCUGCCCCCUUCUGUUCCAGAGGUGAAGCAGGAGGUCCAGCCGUCGCAAAAAGAAGAAGAGGAGGAUGUAGAGGAGGAGGAGGAAGUGAUCUGUAUUAAGGAGGAGCCAGCAGAGGAACAGGAAGUAAUGGCCACCYUGCUGCUGGACUGCCAGACGCAGCGCGGUCCAGCCCCACAGCCAGAGACCCAAAGGCUGGCGGCCGAGCCAACACGACCGUCAGCAGGUCAGAUCCACCUUGGUUCCGAUUUCAGCCCAGCUGGAUCCUGCAUCUGUGAGUAGAUCUGUGUGUGUGUGUGGGUGUGUGUGUGUG